AUGCUUAAAUGUCAAAGACAAUUAGUUCUAUUUCACUUACAGGAUUCCCUCAUUGCCGGUGGUGAAAAGUUAACAUUUACCAGAGUUGACCACUUCUCUGGUGAUUACGAUGGGGAUGAUAAUGAGACCUACAGUGACACGUGCUGUUCUACUGGGGGUGUGUGCAGCAUGGAGGAGGGCAUGCGUUUUGACGCUGUGUUCCUCCCCAUAUUCUACUCCCUGACACUGGUUCUUGGGCUGCUGGGCAACGGGCUGGUACUUUUGGUUCUGGUACAGAGGAGGCGGAGCUGGAGCGUGACAGACACCUUCAUUCUGCACCUGGGCAUGGCCGACACUCUGCUGCUGCUUACGUUGCCACUCUGGGCUGUUCAGGCCGCUGGGGAAUGGAGCUUCGGGACCCCCCUCUGCAAGAUCACUGGAGCCAUGUUCACAAUCAACUUUUACUGUGGCAUCUUCCUGCUGGCCUGCAUCAGUCUGGACCGCUACCUGUCCGUGGUCCACGCGGUCCAGAUGUACUCUCGCAGGAAGCCCUGGAUGGUGCAUGCCAGCUGCCUGUCCGUGUGGCUCCUCUCCCUCUUCCUCUCCAUCCCCGACUGGCACUUCCUGGAGUCUGUGAGGGACACCAGACGAGACAAAGUGGAGUGUGUUCACAACUACCCGUCCCUCUCCCAGUCUUGGUUUGACUGGCGCCUGGCCUCCCGCCUGCUCUACCACAUGGUGGGCUUCCUCCUCCCCUCUGCCGUGCUACUCUUCUGCUACUCCUGCAUCCUGCUGCGGCUGCAGCGCGGCUCCCAAGGCCUCCAGAAGCAGAGGGCUGUCCGGGUCAUCCUGGCCCUGGUGCUGGUCUUCUUCCUCUGCUGGACGCCCUACAACAUCACCCUCAUGGUGGACACCCUCUACUUCAGCAACACCCUGGUGGACACCUGCGAGAGCCAUAAAGCCCUGGACAUCUCCCUGACGACCACCUCCUCUCUGGGCUACCUGCACUGCAGCCUCAACCCCGUGCUCUACGCCUUCGUGGGGGUGAAGUUCCGGCGCCACCUGCUGGACAUGCUGAGGUCCCUGGGCUGCAAGCUGAAGAGUGGAGUCAGGCUGCAGACUGCCAGCCGGAGGAGCUCCAUGUGGUCUGAGUCUGGAGACACCUCCCACACCUCUGCCAUCUAUUAAGGACUUAUCUCUCUAUCC
Salvelinus namaycush (lake trout) is the source of this 1185-nucleotide messenger RNA. RefSeq names its product C-X-C chemokine receptor type 3-like. Gene Ontology annotation, molecular function: C-X-C chemokine receptor activity. Gene Ontology annotation, biological process: immune response; G protein-coupled receptor signaling pathway; inflammatory response. Bases 1 to 1167 code for a protein of 388 amino acids. The transcript is spliced from 2 exons. The record is from RefSeq and is a predicted model, not a curated record. Gene Ontology annotation, cellular component: membrane. Lineage: Eukaryota; Metazoa; Chordata; Actinopteri; Salmoniformes; Salmonidae.